Molecule: messenger RNA, 858 nt
Organism: Opisthocomus hoazin
Lineage: Eukaryota; Metazoa; Chordata; Aves; Opisthocomiformes; Opisthocomidae
Gene: GPR157
Product: G protein-coupled receptor 157
Biological process (GO): cell surface receptor signaling pathway; adenylate cyclase-activating G protein-coupled receptor signaling pathway
Cellular component (GO): plasma membrane
Molecular function (GO): G protein-coupled receptor activity
Source: RefSeq, a predicted model, not a curated record
CUCUACCUGUCGCUGGCAGACCUCCUCUCGGCCCUCGCCUACUUCUACGGGGUGCUGCGGGACUUCGAGCGGACCUCGUGGGACUGCGUGCUGCAGGGUGCCCUGUCCACCUUCUCCAACACCAGCUCCUUCUUCUGGACCAUGGCCAUCGCCCUUUACCUCUACAUCACCAUUGUGAGGGGCUCGCCCACGGGGACAGGCUUGCUCUGCUGCUUCCACGCUGUGAGCUGGGGAGUCCCCCUUGGCAUUACGGUGGCUGCUGUUGCGCUGAAGAAGAUUGGCUACGAUGCCUCCAAUGUUUCUGUGGGCUGGUGUUGGGUCAACUUGGAUGCAGAGGAUCGGGUCUUGUGGAUGUUGUUAACAGGGAAAGUUUGGGAGAUACUGGCCUAUGUGACUUUGCCGGUGCUCUACAUUCUCAUCAAGAAGCACAUUAAUAGAGCGCACGCAGCUCUCUCAGAGUAUCGCCCCAUUCUCUCAAGAGCACCUGCAUUUCAGCCCCGGACUUCCAUAGCAGAUAAGAAGUUGAUUCUCAUCCCUGUCAUCUUCAUCAUCCUCCGCAUCUGGAGCACAGUGCGAUUCAUUCUGACCCUCUGUAACUCCCCUGCAGUGCAAAACUCAGUCCUGGUUGUCCUGCAUGGAAUCGGUAACACGUUCCAAGGAGGUGCCAACUGUAUUAUGUUUGUCCUCUGUACGCGGGUGGUCCGGACUCGACUGUUUUCCUCCAUUUGCUGUUGCCACUACGAUGAGCUGGAUUGGCCUUGGCAAAGAUCAAACAGCUACUGGCAGCACCCAGAACCCCACAAGGACAAGGAUGUGCCAGGCCCUGAGCAGACGAAACCCCUGGUUCCCAGCACCUGA